GGUAAAAUCUCUGAAACACAGCAGCUCUCUUAUAACACAAUGGCAAAGUUUCUUUACGUUGCUAUAGAUUUUGGAACAUCAUUCAGCGGAUAUGCCUUCAGCUUUAAGACUGAUAAACAUCUAGAACAAAUUAGGAUUCCUUUCUGGGGUGUUGAGCAAGGUCUAAAAACCUUCAAAACCCCCACCUGCAUUUUGUUUGAUGAAGAACAGAACUUCCAGAAGUUUGGUUAUGAUGCCAUGAAAACAUACACCAUGUUGAUGAAAAAUGAAGAAGCAAAGAAACACUAUCUAUUUGAACACUUCAAAAUGGAGCUGUAUGAUAAAGAAAUCCACAGAGAUUUGAUGAUCACAGAAUCAAAUGGGAAAACAAUGAAGGCUAUAAAGGUUUUCUCUGAGAGUCUGCGAUACCUGAAGGAUCAUGCACUGGACAAAGUUAGACAAAGUAUUGAAGGAUGAAAGUUCACUGCAUCUGAUGUGACGUGGGUGUUAACAGUUCCUGCUAUCUGGAAUGCGGCAGCUAAACAAUUCAUGAGAGAAGCAGCUGUUGAGGCAGGUCUUGUGACGGAUUCUACACCUGAAAGACUCAUCUUUGCUCUGGAACCAGAGGCUGCGUCUGUGUUCUGUAAGCAGCUACCAAGUGACGGUUUCAUAGCAGAAGGAGAGGAUUGUGAAGACAAAUUGGAGCAGCAACCAGGAAGCCAGUACAUGGUUGUAGAUUGUGGAGGUGGUACUAUUGACAUAACGGUCCACGAGGUGCUGGAUGACGGCAAACUGAAGGAGCUGCACGCUGCAUCAGGAAAUGACAUGGGUGGACAGUCAGUAGACAAGAAUCUCAUGUCUUUUCUAAAAGACAUUUUCUCAGACAACAUUUUUGAAAAAUUUAAGAAAGAAUACCCAAGUGAAGCACUUAAACUGAAGUAUGACAUUGCACUUAUAAAAUCUUGUGAUGAUGUUGUGAUGAUUCCAUGUCCUAGCAGCUUACAAACACUCGCUAAAGAUAAACAGAGCAUGGAAAGUUAUUUUGAGGAUGUUCAGGGAGUAAUGUGGGAUGAUGGUGGAAUAUUCAUUGAACAAGAAAAGCUAAAAAGCUUCUUUGAUACCAGCUUGAGUGCUAUAGAAAGCACAAUUAAUCAGAUCCUUAAAAACACAGAGCUGAGGAUUGAGUACAUGUUGAUAGUGGGAGGCUAUGCUGAAUGUGCUUUUCUUAGGAAAUUCAUGAAGGAGCAAUUUGGCAGCGUAUGCAAAAUACUUUGCCCUUUUGAGCCUCAGGCAGUAAUUUUAAAGGGAGCGAUCCUGUACGGAAAAACACCUUCCGUGGUUAAAUCCCGUAUUAGUGCUCUCACAUAUGGGUUUUCUACAUGUGAAUUAUUUGAUGAAACCAAACACAGGGGCAAAAGCAAAUCUGAAAACUCAGAAGGAGAAGUGUUCUGCAACGUCUGCUUUGACCAGCUUGUCCGCAGUGGGGAGUCAGUUGAAUGUGAUGAAGUCCGUACUUUCAUAAGAUUUCCAAUAGAUCCUCUGCAAACAAAGGUAAAAUUUACAUUUUACAGCUCUGAAAAACCAGAAGUAAAGUUUACAGAUGAGCCGCUCGUAUUCGAGAUCGGUUCUGUAUCAGUUGACAUGCCUAACACUGACAGAGGCACAGAUCGACCGGUCAGGUUGGAGAUAAAAUUUGGCUCCACUGAAAUGCAGGCAACUGCUACUGAUUUAGGAUCAGGUGAAACAAGAACAACCGAACUGGACUUCAUGAGUGAACAAAUCCAUGCCCAUAAUAAAAUAUGUGCCUGAUUACAAGCAAAAGUAAAAUAAAGUAAAUAAUUAAAACAACAACAAAUAAAACAAAAGAAGACAGAAAGAAAAUUAAUCUGAGGCAAAAUAUAAAUGUUACAAUUGUUGCAAGACAUUGUAAGUAAAACGUUACAAAAAAUCCCAAUAACAAAACAAAUCCAUUAUCUGAUUUGUACUAUUUCUAUAUCUCACAUAAUACCUAACAGGAUUGGUUUGUUUUAACUGAUUUAUUUUAAUUAUAUUAUGCAGCAAGAAUAUUUAUGACAUCACAGAGAAUAAUGGUGUUGACUGUAUCUUUAAAUAAUUCUCUCAAAUUACUAUAUGUAACCCUGUAUAAAAAAAAAAAAUCCUUUCAGUGAUAGGGUUAAAGUAUGUAUUUUAUUCAGUUUGUUUUAAUUUGUAAACUCUUUUCUAAUUUGGGGAUGGUGUUUAAUAGCUUUAUAUAAGGUUACCUUUCUACAUGUCAUUACGUUAUGUAGCGUAAGAGUUUGUUAGAAAUGCACAGGGGAAAACGUGGUGCAUACAAUCAAACGUGUCUAUAUUUAGUUAUUUGGAUAUCCCGUAGCGUAAUCCAAUUGGGUAAUAAUAAGGGGAGAGAGAAAAGAGCUUGCGAGAGAUGAGAUGAAAAAAUGUGCCCUUUUUGUUCAGUUGUUUGUAACAAUGUGGUUUUCUUUUUGUAUUAACUGUUGAGAUACAGCUAGCCCACAAUAUGGGUUAACGUCGAGUUCAUCUGAUUUUUUAAAGAAUGCUUACGGACAUUGCCGCAUCAACCAUUAACUUAGUGCAUCAUCUGUAAUAAAGUUUAUGUAUUGAAACGUUCACACGAACGCUGUCGUUGUGUCCUGCUGUGAGACUUUUCUUUGUUGGUUCUCGAGAUCACAGGACGAGUUUUUUCUUUUCUUCCUCCGGAUAGCACACCCAGCUACCGGAAACGUUGGGUUUUCCCUUGGCAUCGGGGUACGAUCAUUGCUUCAGUCGAGUGAAGCAGCCAGUGUAAGUUUUCAAGGCCUCAACGCACACCAGCCACGACACAGGCCUGCAGCGGGGAGGGGAGGUGUGUGAGUGUGUGUGUGUUUGUGUGUGUGUGUGUGUGUGAUUUUGUGUUGUUGCUGUUUAGUUGACAUUUGAUUUAUUUACCCAGUUUAGGGAUGUGGUAAUAUUAAAACAGACCCAGCUCAUUGUCAAUUUGUAACUUGUCUUUUUCUAUUUGUGAAAUCAUCUUUUUUAUUUCUUCGUGGGUAUUGUAGUAGUUGUAGGACAUAAUUAAAAUAGAACUCAGGAAGUAAAGUAAAUUAAAAAAAACUUUAUUAGCUAUAUAGUGAGAAAGUACUGAAUAAUCAGAGAGAGGAAGGCCUUAAUCCAACAUCACAAGGCAUUUUGUUUGUGAACCAAGAGCAAUCCC
Molecule: messenger RNA, 3190 nt
Organism: Puntigrus tetrazona (Sumatra barb)
Lineage: Eukaryota; Metazoa; Chordata; Actinopteri; Cypriniformes; Cyprinidae
Product: heat shock 70 kDa protein 12A-like
Exons: 4
Molecular function (GO): ATP-dependent protein folding chaperone; ATP binding
Source: RefSeq, a predicted model, not a curated record